Messenger RNA from Vollenhovia emeryi, 615 nucleotides. Its product is annotated as histone-lysine N-methyltransferase SETMAR-like. Gene Ontology annotation, molecular function: nucleic acid binding. The coding region runs from base 1 to 615 and encodes 204 amino acids. The transcript has 2 exons. The record is from RefSeq and is a predicted model, not a curated record. NCBI's taxonomy places the organism in Eukaryota, Metazoa, Arthropoda, Insecta, Hymenoptera, Formicidae.
AUGACGGAUUUUUGCAAUAGAUGGCGUUACACGCAUGUUAAGGCUAGAAACGUCAUCGCAAUCCGAAAGAACGCAAGACAGGCUUGUGAAAAAUUGCGUAAAGUUUACGGGGAAAAUGCUCUACAAGAGCGUCAGUGUCAGAGAUGGUUCGCUAAAUUUCGUGCUGGCGAUUUUGACGUCAACGAUGCUCCUCGCAGCGGAAGGCCCGUUGAAGUUGAUGACGAUCAAAUAAAGGCACUGAUAGAAGCAAACCCACAUUCGACCACUCGUGACAUCGCGGAGUCACUAAAUCUUCACCAUUCAACCGUCCACGACCAUCUCAGGAAGCUUGGAUUCAUCAGCAAGCUCGAUAUAUGGGUUCCGCUGCAGCUUGGAUGGGAAGUUUUGGCCCAUCCUCCAUACUCACCGGACCUUGCCCCAUCAGAUUACCAUUUAUUUCGUUCUCUGCAAAAUGACCUGAAUGGUAGGUCUUUCGAUUCUGAUGAGGCCAUCAAAGAGUAUCUCAUCCAGUUCUUCGCUGGAAAAGAGCAGUCCUUCUACGAGCGCGGAAUCAUGCAACUCCCAGAAAGAUGGCAAAAGGUCAUCGAUCAAAGUGGCCAAUACAUUAUUGAUUAA